UGCCGGGUUGUUUGGUUGCAGUUGUUUACAGUUGUUGUUUGUUGCGGCAAACGUUUCGUGUUGGCGGUCGCGUCGCGCGCUCUAAUUUACAGUUUUUACUCUCGAAAAUGGCAUCAGCGCUAGAUAUUGAUCCAACGUUCAAACAUGCACUUAAGCUUCUCCACUCGCCCCACUCGGAUGCGACAGAAAAGAUACGUAAUCUGCUGGACGAACUCAUCAAGCAACGGUAUGGCAGUGGGAAAACGCUAAUUAACACCCUGAGCAAGAAGCACCUUGCCGAGGAGCCGCUUGCGGGUGGAAGCAAUCUAUACGUGCGCAAGCAGAAAGUAAUCGAACCGAAGCCCAUCCCGGUGAUAAAUCUCGAUCCGGAUCCGGAACCGAUCGCAACCGGUACGAUCGAGUGCAUAGUGAGCGCACCGGAAGCACUGACCAUGCCGCCGCUGUCGUCUGGUUCGAUACUGAUCUCUACCUCCGACCUGGAGGGUAACGACGAGGACGAUGACGUCAUCAUGGAGGAAGAUAAGCUGAAGGAACUGGAAGACUUGAUGUGUGUCGUUUGCCGCUUGAUGGACGUUAGCUCCCGUAACCGGCUGGUCGAAUGUGCCGACUGUCACGCACUGUACCAUCAGGAAUGCCACAAACCCGUGAUUUCGGAAGCGGACGCCAACGACGAGGAGAACGCUUGGUACUGCACGAUCUGUCGCAGCAAACAGACGGUCGUCAAGCUGACAACUCCAGCGGUGGUGCCCACACCGCCCAUACCCGUCGCAACAUCGCCGUCGCCAACUAUUGGCAGCUCGUCGUCAAAGUCAUCGUCCCAUUCGAAGAGUGGUAGCAGCAGCAAGUCUGCCGAAUCGUCAUCCAGCUCUAGCUCGUCCAGCAGUAGCAAGCACAAAUCAUCCAAGAGUGGCAACAAAUCGUCCGAUUCUUCGCACGAACGUGAUAGGGAUCGUGACCGUGACCGAGGCGAGCGCGAUCGCGAUCGCGAGCGGGACCGUGAUCGCGAUCGUGACCGCGACCGUGAUCGCGAAAGAGAUCGCGAUAGGUCGUCCAAAUCUUCUUCUAGCGGUGGUGGCACUGGCUCCUCGUCGUCGUCCAGUGGGGCUGCGAAUGCUGGCUCCAGUGCUGGAAAUUCGGUUGGCACACCGAACAUUAACAUCAUCAGCGCAGAUAAACGAUUGCAAAUGAUGAAGAAAAAGGCUGCCAAAAUGCAAGAUAGCAAAAGGAAGCACAAGUAGACUUGAAAUGAUGGUUAUUGCACUAUAUGUUGCGAAAAAAAAGGAUAAAUGGAUGUAUGUCAUUUUUAUGUAAUUGCUACAUUUUUAGAAAUAUAAUUAUGGAAAGAAUGUAAUGAUUGCAAAGCAUAAUGUUGAGCUCUGAUGAGAGAUACAGAGAGUGAGGAGACAGACACACACACACAAUUUUGCAAAUUUAAUAGGACAAAUAUAGGUCCAUAAAGUGUCCAAGAA
Molecule: messenger RNA, 1469 nt
Organism: Anopheles arabiensis
Lineage: Eukaryota; Metazoa; Arthropoda; Insecta; Diptera; Culicidae
Product: integrator complex subunit 12-like
Exons: 1
Coding region: 108-1238 (376 amino acids)
Biological process (GO): snRNA 3'-end processing
Cellular component (GO): integrator complex
Source: RefSeq, a predicted model, not a curated record